CUGUGGCGGCGGCGGUGCCGGCACGGCCCAACCCCCGCGGGCGGGACGGGAUAGGCCGGGCCAUGGCGAGCGGGACCGCGGGCUCUUGGAGCGAGUGGCCCGUGGACCAUUUCCUCCGCUCCGGGUGCAUCACGGCGCGGGACGGGGCCGCCGUGCGCUGGUUCCACGCCGCCAACAGCAGGGCCCGGGCGGCCGCGGCUGCGCGAAGCAAUGUGCACAUGGUAGAAGCUGAUGUUCUCCUCCGUGGUGGGGAGGGAGGGAAGGGAGACCCGAUCCUGGCUCACCCCCCUGACACAGACAGUGACAUCACACUGCAGGAGUGGCUGACACAGAUGGUCAACACCAAUAAAGGCAUCAAGCUGGAUUUUAAGAGCCUGGACGCCGUGGGACCAUCCCUGGAGCUGCUGGGGCAGGUGGAGCAGCAGCUGAGGAGACCUGUGUGGAUCAACGGGGACAUCCUGGCGGGGCCCGGUGGGAGCCGCCCGGCGCUGAAUGCUCAGAGCAUCCUCAGCACCGUCACCUCGACCUUCCCCGACAUCACCCUGUCCCUGGGCUGGACCACAGGCUGGCACGGCCACCACCACGGGCAAGGGUACGACUGGGGGAUGGUGGAGGAGAUGUCCCAGCUGUGCCAAGCCCUGUCCCAGCCCGUGACAUUCCCUGUCAGGGCCAUGCUAGUGCCGUGCUCCCUCCCUGCUCUCCGAUGGCUGAUCCAGCAGUCAGACAGGUACAGCCUCACUGUUUGGACAGGAAAGGACGACAUAUAUUCUGUAGAGGAUUUGCUUUCCAUCCGAGAAAAUUUUGAUAAAAGUAGGGUUUAUUAUGACAUUUUCGAGCCGCAAAAUUCUGAAUUCAAAAAAGCCAUUGGAAUAGAACAGUAAAUGCAAAGCAGGCAAUGCCUGACGUUACAAUGCUCUAUAUUGUAAUUUCUUUCAAAUGUGAGGAUUUCUUGUUCAGAGAAAUGCAUUUUCCUUGCAAGAGAAGCCAUAUUGAGCACACUUCUGGUUACUGGAGGAGAUUUUAUACAACACUGGGGAAAGGCUUCUCAAACAGAAAUCCAGUGCCUUCUUCAGUGUUCCCUCCUCCCCAUGUGGGAUCCUGGGGGCUCCACAUCCCAGAAGGGGAGAAGGGCUGUUUGUACUGAGUUAGCCCUGGUGGAGUUCUGUGUCCUGUGGUCACUGUGCCCCAUCAAAGCUGAGUGGGAGUGGGGAGGGGGCUGCAGAAGGGGCUGGGACAGCCCCGGGGGUGAUCCUGACCUGGCCCGGAGCACAGGGAGGGGUCCUGGCAAGGAGCACAUUGGGCACAGUCAGAGAGCUGAGCUGUGACAGAGCAGUGCUGGUGCCUCUCUCAAGGGCUUGGAAUCUCAGAACUUGCGUGUGAGAUGUUCCCCUGCCAUGUCUCUGGCAGCCAGAGAGCAAAGGAGCUGCAGGGAGAUCAGUGAUUGCAGCAAAAACAGCUAAUUUCUGUGAUCACAGGUAUUUUCUGCGUUGUCCUGAUUUUUGUGCAUCCCUUUAACUGACAGGACUUCACAAAUUUUCACAAGUGGAAGUUCCCUCUGAGAAAAGCUAAAACCCUGCUGACUACUGCAGGAAGAGCCUGACCUGCUUCAUUUAAACCAUUUGUUUUGCCCGUUUUGCUUCUACAGCCUUCAGAAUUCACUCAGACUGAGCUACCAGCUGUGCGUUAUUGCCUCUGCCUGACAUUACAAACAAUACAAACAAAACCACAGUGUCAGAGGAGGUUUUGAUUUCUGGGUAAAAGCUGAUGCCCUGAGCAGGGAUUGCCAUUUCUUCUUGUCCUCCUGUUCCCAUUCCUCUCACAUGGUUCCUGUGGGAAUUGGAUUGAUAUGGAUGUUGAACACAACUCCUUUUAGGCUGUUAGUGCUGAAGUUAAUUACAGCAGUUUUUGGUUCUUACAUAGCCCUGGUACAGCUGUGGUAGAAAAAUUAGUUACAUUUCCUAAUCCUAAAUUUUGAAACAUGGUGAUUUCACACAGUCACUAAAAUCCAAGACUCCCUGCUGUUACCUAUGGCUCCUUUGACAGCUCCAUCUAAUAAUUGUUCUGUGUUAUUGAGGGGUAGAGCCUUCCUCAUUUUUGUUACCUACUAAGGUAUAUGUGGGUAAAAUUAGCAAAAAUUUUUCCAUAUAAGGAAGAAACUAUCUGGUUGUACUUGGGAUAGUUAAACAAAGUACUUAAUUUAAUUUAUUCCACCAGGCCAAGUGAGUGGCCAUAACCACCAAAGGGUCAGGUUUGCAACUGUGAUUCCUUUAAUGAGGUUGGGGAAAGUACUUAUUUUUCAGCCACAGUUUGUUGCAGGCAGUUGCAUUCAUUGACUUAAGGGAUUUCAUCUCUCAGUGUUUAGGCCUUUUUGGGUCUACACACACAGACUGUUCUGUUAUUUAGAAACCUUUUUCCCAUUGACCAGUUCUCACCUGAAGUACUGGGAUUUGUUAAACUUUGUAAACUAUUUGUAAACUAUUGAAUAAAAACCAUCAGCAAUUGCUAGAAGUAUUUUUAAAGAAGAUAUAUCUCUCAGUAAUAUCUGUGAAUGUGAAUAAACAGGGAUAUUCAGAUAAAAUUAAAAGAAGACAUGAUCUGGAUUACCAGGAAAAUUGAUGUAGGCAAUUAAUUUAAGACAUGUAAAACUAGAUUAAACAAAUGCUAGGAAUUAGUUCUAUGAAGCAUUCUUGUGAAGACAGAAGAGUUUGGCUAUGUGGUGAAUUGUAUAGAUUUUCCUACAUAUCUAAAUUUCUGUAUGUAUUUUUUACCCAUAGGUCUCUGCUAGUUCCAUGUGAACUCGUUUAUGUCAGUCUGGUCUGAGUUGCACAUAAAUAAAUUCAUUUGAAUUUCUUA
This is a messenger RNA of Pipra filicauda (Wire-tailed manakin), 2853 nucleotides long. It is a transcript of the gene FAM151B, whose product is annotated as family with sequence similarity 151 member B. The transcript has 6 exons. NCBI's taxonomy places the organism in Eukaryota, Metazoa, Chordata, Aves, Passeriformes, Pipridae. The record is from RefSeq and is a predicted model, not a curated record. The coding region runs from base 63 to 881 and encodes 272 amino acids.